This is a messenger RNA of Neurospora crassa OR74A, 630 nucleotides long. RefSeq lists its product as hypothetical. The record is from RefSeq and is a predicted model, not a curated record. NCBI's taxonomy places the organism in Eukaryota, Fungi, Ascomycota, Sordariomycetes, Sordariales, Sordariaceae. The transcript is spliced from 2 exons. The coding region runs from base 1 to 630 and encodes 209 amino acids.
AUGCAACGAAAUGACCCCGACUGGCCGUGCAUCGGCCACUGGAGCCUCAUUGUUACGCCGUUGAUCGGUCGGCAAUCCAUGACCACCCGCAAGUCUCCAUUGCUUUUGAGAGGGAAUUUGGUGUAUGCUCCCCAUGAGUUGUUGCCUGGUACGAUCCAUCCGACCGCCUCCAUCUCCGGUAGGAUUCGGCCAGCAAACUCCCUCAUCCGUGGUGUAUAUCUUGGCUGCUUGAGUCUGUUAGGGAAUGACCCCGGGCAACACGUUGACCGUGUGUUGGAUCAGAUCUGUCGCCUUUGUGUCCGCCAACUAUGGUACACCGCGAACACAUCUCGCCAGGUGUAUGCCAGUCGUGCCGCUUUUUCCCUCUGCUUUCUGGAAGGGUUGGGCGACUUUUUGAAGCCGGCCCGCAAGGGCAAUGGCCCUCUCCCCGCCGCCGCCAGUCCUUCCUCUCAUCUUUCCCGGGCUCCAUCCUCUCCUCUCCGGGCUCCUCUCCCCGCAGCUGCCGCCAACCUUUCCUCCUUUUUCCCACCUCCGUCCUAUCCUUCUGUUCCGCUGCCGGCCUGGUCUUUGCGAAAGCAUCCUCGCCAGGACGACGAGGAUCAUGAGGAUGAUGAGGAAGAGGAGCAAUAG